Messenger RNA from Branchiostoma floridae (Florida lancelet), 2681 nucleotides. RefSeq names its product eukaryotic translation initiation factor 4E type 2-like. Bases 150 to 827 code for a protein of 225 amino acids. The transcript is spliced from 7 exons. Gene Ontology annotation, cellular component: cytoplasm; eukaryotic translation initiation factor 4F complex. Gene Ontology annotation, biological process: translational initiation. Lineage: Eukaryota; Metazoa; Chordata; Leptocardii; Amphioxiformes; Branchiostomatidae. Gene Ontology annotation, molecular function: RNA 7-methylguanosine cap binding; translation initiation factor activity. The record is from RefSeq and is a predicted model, not a curated record.
GUUACAAAGCUAUCUCGCUAGUUCAACGCAUGCGCACUUCAGAUAUCAAACUUGGACGAAGGAACAGUGGCAGCUGAAAGUUUUGUGUACAUAAAAAAUCGCGUAUAUUUUUGUAUAUAUUUGUAUUUAUUUGAUAAAGACAGUGCAAAAUGAACAACAAAUUCGAAGCAUUGAAAGACGAUGACAGCGGAGAAGAUAAAGAUGAGGACAAGGAUGAGAAUGGGGAGAGUAGAAGACAGCAAAGCCCCAGACCAAUCCAGAAGGCUGGCCCAGGAGAACACCCACUCCAGUUCAACUAUUCCAUAUGGUUCUCAAGACGGUCUCCUGGAAAACAGCAGAACUCCACAAACUACGAACAGAAUAUUAAACUAGUCGGGACUUUUGCCUCAGUGGAGCAGUUUUGGAGGUUCUACAGCCACAUGGUUCGACCAGGAGACCUGUCAGGCCACAGCGACUUCCAUCUCUUCAAGGAAGGGAUUAAGCCUAUGUGGGAGGAUGAAGCUAACAAAGAUGGUGGAAAGUGGAUUGUUCGUCUACGGAAGGGCCUGGCCUCGCGCUGCUGGGAGAACCUGAUCCUCGCAAUGCUAGGGGAACAGUUCAUGGUGGGGGAGGAGAUCUGUGGGGCUGUCAUCUCCAUACGCUUCCAGGAGGAUAUUGUUUCUGUGUGGAACAAGACAGCCUCAGACCAUGCAACAACAACGCGUAUUCGAGACACCCUGCGCCGGGUGUUGAACCUUCCUCCAAACACUAUUAUGGAGUACAAGGCCCAUCAAGACAGCCUAAAGGACAACUCCAGCUUCCGUAACACCGAUGUGUUCAUGAGAUGAAGCCAUGUGCGUCCACCCCCCACCCCCGGUCUGUAAGGUCCUGGUCACAUCAUCACAACAACAUCACUGUGUAAUUUUUGUAUCAUCAACAGCUACUCAAUAAGACCUUGUAACAUUGGCGUUUAUCGGCAGGAUGUUCGAGAUCUGUCAAACUGUGAGGAUGUGCAUGUGCGUACCCCUCGAAGGCUUGGACAUGGAAAGGUGUACCAUUCUCUAAUGUCCUGAAUGUAAAAUCAUCAGGCAGUUAGCUUAGGAAAUGUUGUUCCUUUUAUGUGUAGACUUCAUGAAAGGUGGUCAAGUCUUUUGGUACUAUGAUCAGAGAGCCUUUUCUGUAAUGAUUGGGUAUAAAACCAAAAUGCCUGCUGUCAAUGUUGUCCGUUUCAUUUCCAAUAAUCGACAUGGACGCAAUGUUGUAUUAGAUUACUCAUGAAUAUUAAAAUGAGUAUUAAAGGAAAUAACUGUGACUUACAAAGUGACAAAUGUUAAGGGUUCCCUUGUGUUGACACAGUUCUAUGUGUCUAUGUGCAUUAUAAGUACCAUGACGCUAAAAUACAAACCAUUGGUACAAAUCUUGGUCGAUCAUGCAGAAGUCAACACCAAACAGACACAGAACAUUGGUAGAACUGGUAUCUGAAAAAUCUUGUUGCCUUUCUUCUCAAUCCUGAAAAUAAUAAAUAAUGUUUGUGAAUAACAAGAUUCUUCAUAAUCAUACACAACCAAUUGUUUUAUUCAACUAACGUUACAGUGACUGUCACCUUCCUCGGCACAAUUCUGACUGGUUCACAUUGCACUGCUGUGUUGCUGCUUACAAGUGUGGUCCCAAAUGUAGGUAGUUUACAUUGCAGUCCCAAGCAUAAAGGAGUGUGUUAUGUGUAUGUAUAUCUGUCACGUUUGGGACAGCAUUUGUAGCAGCGACACCUAUGCUGUAGUGCAAUGUGAACCAAUCAGAUUUGCACUAGAUAGACCAAAACAUCGAUAGAAUAAAACACUUAGUUGUGAACAAGGAAUCUAGUUAUUCAGUGACUUACCACAUUAGCGAAACUGUUCAAGAAAUCAAAUAUGGUUUGUGAACUUUUAGAAGGAAUGGUGUAAGGAGACCAUCUUCUGUUGUUGGUUUUGGUUAAAUUCCUAGUAUGAUAGGAAUGGUUUAACUGUACCAUUUUAUUUAAAUUUGGAAUAUUUUUAGCCUUGGAUUUACUGUUUCUAGCUUGUGUUCCCUUCAGGAAGGUAACAACCAUUGCAGACUCAAGCUGGAAAUGACUGAAUACUAGUAAAAAAUUUGUAUCCUGUUUGGCAAUCCCAUAAAAAAAGUGUCCCUUCCAAAGGAAAAGAAAUGGCUCCUGUGGUAUCAAAAGUCCUGAUGUAGCACCCAUCAAUACAGACUGUGCUUGAACAAAAGUUCCUGUUUUACUGUAUCCUUAGAACUGUUUGUUCCCAUCCUAUCCUACCAGUGUUAAUUGAUAGCCAUGAAUCGCCGGCGUGUUCAGGAGUUUCUGUAACAUUCCCUGAGUGCUGCUAGGUUUCUUUUACCCUGGGAAAACCAGACUCCAAAGAGGCAUCGCUGAAAGGGUUACCAAUCCUUAGUACACGCGCGCGCACAACUAUACGCCAGCCCCACUUAAUGUCGGCCACCAACUAUCGGGCGUAUAGUUGCGGGCGCGCAUGUUCUGAGGAUCAGUAACUCUUUCCGUGUCACCUCUUAGGAGUUCGGUUUUCCCAGGGUAGGUUUCCGUAGAAGAUCUAGGGGUCACACAAGGUCAGUUGGACAGAUCCCAGGGGAGCACAUGGCUGAUGCAUGUAUCCUUGUACAUUAUUAAGAAAAAAAGUGCUCAUAUCACCAAUAAAAGUGUGAAA